This is a messenger RNA of Drosophila rhopaloa, 979 nucleotides long. RefSeq names its product accessory gland protein Acp29AB-like. The record is from RefSeq and is a predicted model, not a curated record. Gene Ontology annotation, molecular function: signaling receptor activity. Lineage: Eukaryota; Metazoa; Arthropoda; Insecta; Diptera; Drosophilidae. The annotation marks the transcript as partial. The transcript has a single exon.
UAUGCUAAAGUACGUUACCUAUAUUUUAUUCGCCUUUGUUUCAAGCGGUCUUUACAAAGCCCUUGCUGAAAUGAGGACCCAUAGGUGUCCCGAAAAGAGGGAAGAAGUGUGUCUAGUGGAACUAUCGCCAGUGCUUGAGAACGUAGCCGGCCGGCAGAGGCAUGAAAAAGACGCUGGAUUUGCCAUAUUUGAUGAAACGCAAGGAGUGCUGGACAGAAUUGUAGGCCAUCAACAAGUCAUCGAAAAGCAAUUGAAGGCUGUACAUUACAAGGUGGAAAGCCAAAUAAAAAAGCUUCUCGCUUUAAUGGAACAAAAGGUUAAUAUAGUAUCCGAACAGAUAUCCUUGCAGGUAGCAAUCAAUGCCCUUUACUGCUCCCUUGAGGUAAAGAGUGUUUCGAAAUAUGGCACAAUCCAUUCUCAAUUUGAGAAGUUGGGCUCGAGGUACUUUUAUAUCGAGACGAAUGUCAGAAUGGAUUGGUUCAGUGCGGCGAGUACAUGUCGUGGGAUGGGAGGUCAUCUGGCGACACCCAAAGACGAGGAUGAACUGCACGUACUCCGUCAGAAGCUCGAUUCCAAGUGGUAUUGGCUGGACAUCAGUGAUCUUGCUAAAAAGGACGAGUACAUUUCUUUGGUCUCCGGUGAGAUAGCACCUUUUUUGAAGUGGAAUGAAGGGGAACCCAAUAAGAAUCCUGAUACGCACUGCAUUUAUAUAUAUGCCGGACACUAUUAUAAAUAUUUCUGUAACGAAAAAAAAUACUUCGUUUGCCAAGCCGAAGAUGCCAAGGAUCAUAAUAAUAACAACAUCGGAAGUAAUAAUACGAAUGUUAUAAAUCAUAAUAAUACUAAUGUCAACAUAAAUGUUAACAUUAAUAUUAAGAUAAAUAAGGAAAAAGAAAAACAAGAAAAAGAAAAACAGGAAAAAGAAAAAAAGGAAAAAGAAAAACAGGAAAAAGAAAAACAGGAAAAAGAAAAACAGGAA